This is a messenger RNA of Serinus canaria (Common canary), 2408 nucleotides long. RefSeq names its product integrator complex subunit 14 (gene INTS14). Gene Ontology annotation, cellular component: integrator complex. Bases 270 to 1826 code for a protein of 518 amino acids. Gene Ontology annotation, biological process: snRNA 3'-end processing. The transcript is spliced from 12 exons. The record is from RefSeq and is a predicted model, not a curated record. NCBI's taxonomy places the organism in Eukaryota, Metazoa, Chordata, Aves, Passeriformes, Fringillidae.
GGGAGCGCUCCGGGGACAGCCCCGCUGAGGGCAAAGGCUUGUAGGGAGGGCCGGAUCCCUGCCCGACCGCCCUCGGAGCGGCAGGGCUGCGCCCUUUCCUGAGCGGGGCUCAGCUCCUGCCGUCUCCAGGCCUUGCGCUGCGCCCGGCUGGAAAUGCCGUGUGGGGUUCAGCGUGUGUUCAACUAAUCUGUGCUCAGCCCCUCGUUUUGAGGGGGAAAGGGUGAUCCCGGCCCAGCCCGCCCGUGAGGGCGGCGGAGGAGCAGCUCGCCAUGCCCACGGUGGUGGUGAUGGACGUGUCGCUGUCCAUGACGCGGCCGGUGUCGGUGGAGGGCUCCGAGGAGUACCAGCGCAAGCACCUGGCUGCCCACGGACUCACCAUGCUCUUCGAGCACAUGGCCACCAACUACAAGCUGGAGUUCACGGCCUUGGUGGUGUUUUCAUCCCUCUGGGAGCUGAUGGUGCCUUUCACAAGAGACUACAACACACUCCAGGAAGCCCUGAGUAACAUGGAUGACUAUGACAAAACCUGUUUGGAGUCGGCGCUGCUGGGGGUUUGCAACAUUGUCCAGCAGGAAUGGGGGGCAGCAAUUCCUUGCCAGGUUGUCCUGGUCACCGACGGCUGCCUGGGCAUCGGCAGGGGCUCCCUGCGCCACUCCCUGGCCACCCACAGCCAGCGCAGCGACAGCAACAGGUUCCCACUGCCCUUCCCGUUCCCGUCCAAGCUCUAUGUCAUGUGCAUGGCCAACCUGGAAGAGCUUCAAAGCACAGAUUCCUUAGACUGCCUGGAACGGCUCAUUGAUUUAAACAAUGGGGAAGGGCAGAUUUUCACCAUUGAUGGCCCCCUGUGCCUGAAGAAUGUGCAGUCCAUGUUUGGAAAGCUAAUAGACCUGGCUUAUACACCAUUCCAUGCUGUCCUCAAGUGUGGCCAUUUAACAUCUGAUGUGCAAGUAUUUCCCAGACCAGAGCCUUUCAUUAUAGAUGAGGAAAUAGACCCCAUUCCUAAAGCAAUUAAUACAGAUCUAGAAAUUGUUGGGUUUGUAGAUAUUGCAGACAUUUCCAGCCCUCCUGUCUUAUCCAGACACUUGGUACUGCCCAUUGCACUUAAUAGAGAGGGGGAUGAGGUGGGACCUGGGAUCACAGAUGACACUGAAGAUGAGAAUUCAGCUAAUCAGAUUGCUGGGAAAAUCCCCAACUUCUGUGUUUUAUUACAUGGCAGCCUGAAAGUGGAAGGCAUGGUGGCUCUCGUCCAGUUGGGGCCAGAGUGGUAUGGAAUGCUUUAUUCACAAGCUGAUAGCAAGAAGAAAUCAAACCUCAUGAUGUCACUCUUUGAACCUGGUCCUGAGCCCCUCCCAUGGCUGGGGAAGAUGGCACAGCUUGGCCCCAUUUCAGAUGCAAAAGAAAAUCCUUAUGGAGAGGAUGACAAUAAGAGCCCUUUCCCUUUGCAGCCCAAGAACAAGCGCAGCUAUGCUCAGAAUGUCACUGUCUGGAUCAAACCCAGUGGCCUCCAGACAGAUGUACAGAAGAUCUUGAGAAAUGCAAGGAAACUUCCUGAGAAAACACAAACCUUCUAUAAAGAGCUGAAUCGUUUGCGAAAGGCAGCUCUGGCCUUUGGCUUCCUGGAGCUGCUGAAGGGCGUGGCAGACAUGCUGGAGCGGGAGUGCACGCUGCUCCCCGACACCGCCCACCCCGACGCCGCCUUCCAGCUCACACACGCGGCCCAGCAGCUCAAAGUGGCAAGUACCGGAGCCUCGGAAUAUGCUGCCUAUGAUCACAACAUUGCUCCUCUGCAGACAGACUUUUCCAGUAGCAGCACUGAGAGAAUGUGAAGUCUCCAUUUUGGGAGCUUCUCUAGAUUAAGGCUUAAGCGGUUCAGAUUUUCUUCUGGCCUGUUCAGUCACUGUUUGAAGAACUUCCUAUCCUAAUGGGGAAGUUUUGUAUCAGUGCUCUCUAAACAAACGUAGCUCGUUUGUGGUGGCUUUUAGUCAGACCUGGAAACUGUGGAAAGUGUCCCAAACCCAGUGAUGAUGUUGGAUGAUGGGUGGAAAUUAUUUGGUACAUGUGAGGAGAGAAAAAAAUGCCAUUGGCAGCUCUUGGAUUUUGGCCUCCCCAAAAUGCAGUUACUGCAGAGCUGAACUCGCUGGUGAAAGUAUCCUAAAAGGCAGCUACUACACUUUAAACAUCAACUUGAUUAGUCCAAAGAAAGGUGUGAGAAGCACCCUGCAAGAUCAGAUACAGAACUGAUUUUGGGGUGUUGGCCCUGACUUUAUGCCCAACUUGACAGACAGUUUGUACUAAGCAUUAUCACUUGCAUUGCAGUGCUUUUGCUUUUGAAAGUAACGUGAUCUUGGGACACAUGUUUUUUUAUUUGCAUAAUACAAAUAAAGAGUAAUUCUUCAUGAAAAUUUAAA